This is a messenger RNA of Eimeria necatrix, 2529 nucleotides long. RefSeq lists its product as hypothetical. The record is from RefSeq and is a predicted model, not a curated record. The coding region runs from base 1 to 2529 and encodes 842 amino acids. NCBI's taxonomy places the organism in Eukaryota, Apicomplexa, Conoidasida, Eucoccidiorida, Eimeriidae. The transcript has a single exon.
AUGGCCUCGCUGGGCCUAGGCUCUCUCGAGCAGCAAGCUGCUGCUCUUUGGAAAACCCUCGACGAGUUAGCGCAGCAGAACCCGGCGGAGUACAGCGCCUUUAUUCAGCAGCAGCUGCAGCAGCAGCAGCUGCUGCAGCAGCAGCAGCAGCAGCCCGCGAUACAGCCCCACAAAUCCGGCAAAGCGGCAGCAGCAGCGACGCAGUCCGCAGCAGCAGCAGCAGCAGCAGCAGCACCGCUGACCCCAGAAGGUGCUGCGUUUACUCCUUCUCCUGGCUUCGUUUUCCGUUUGCGCCUGCUGCUGCUGAAGCAGCAGCAGCAGCAGCAGCAGCAGAGCAGCCUCAUACGCGUCAUAGAUGAACCAGGCAGCAGCAGCAGCAGCAGCAGCAGCAGCAGCAACAGCAACAACAACACUUUGGAGGUCUGGCGGCAGCUGGACUACUUCGUAAAUGUUUGCUGCUCCGAAAAUAUAAAGCAGCCGGAGACGCGCAGCAGCAGCAGCAGCAGCAGCAGCAGCAGCAGCAGCAGCAAACUGCCUUCGUCUCCUGAGGAAUGGAGAACCGCCAAAAUCGCCGUUAGUAUUGGUAGCCGCAGGGCGCUGCCGCAAAAGAGCAGCAGCAGCAGCAGCAGCACUGGCGGCAGCAGCAGCAGCGCCAGCAGCAGCAGCAGCAAAGCUGGCAGCAGCAGCAGCAGCAAAGCUGGCAGCAGCAGCAGCAGCGACCGGUCACUACUCGACAUCGGCAGCGAGCAAGCCGGCCCCUCUCCCUUGCUAUCUGUAAUCAGCAGCAGCAGCAGCAGCAAUGGCAGCAGCAGCACCAACGGCAGCUGCAGCAGCAGCAGCAAAAGCAGCAGCAGCAGCAGCAGCAACAGCAGCAGCAGCAGCAGCAGCAGCAGCAGCAGCAACAGAAUAGUUGUGGAUGUGGUGGUUCACCCAGCUGCUGUCAAGGAGGCGCGCAGCAACCCGCAGUUCAAGUGUCUCCUCAGCUCUUUGUGUCUGCAGCAGCUGCUGCCUCUUGAGGAGAUGCUGGCGCAGCAGGAGCAGCAGCAGCAGCAGCUGCAGCAGCAGCAGCAGCAGCUGCUGCCCCAGCUGCAGCAGGAGAACGGCGUGCUGCGGCUGCCCGGCGGAAGCGCCGUGUCCCUGCAUGCAGCAGCAGCAGCAGCAGGGGCAAGCCCGCCGAAAGAACCAGCAGCAGCAGCAGCAGCAGCAACAGCAACAGCAGCAGCAGCAGCAGCAGCAGCAGCAAUUAAGGUGAAGCCGCUGCUAGAGACUUUCUCCUUACCGAAGCUUCUCUACAAAGGCGGCAAAGUGCCGCAGCGGCAUUUGCCCCAGAUUGCGUGUCUUGCUGCUGCAGCACGAGCUGCUGCUGCUGCUGCUGCCAAGGAGGCUGCUGCUGCUGCUGCUGCCAAGGUAGAGAGCGCGCUUGCUGCUGCUGCAGCGGCAGAAGCAGAGCAGCAGAAGCAAAAGGCAGCAGCAAAAGUCCACCUCCCUACGCGCACUGAGGUAGAGCAGCUGCGGGAGGAGCAGCAGAAAGAGCAGCAGCAGCAGCAGCAGCAGCAGCAGCAGCCGGACUUCGAUCCUCUGCAGGCUCUGCGGCAGCAGCAGCAGCAGAAGCAGCAGCAGCAGCAGCGCUCUCAGGAAGGAACUCGUCUCAUAGAAGUUCUGGAAGAAGACACAAAGCAAACGGCGGAGCCAGAAGAGCAGCAGCAGCAGCAGCAGCAACAGCAGCAGCAGAGCAGCAGCAUCAGAAGCGCUGCUUCCCCAGCUCUUCUGCUUCUGGAGGACGGGAAGCAGCAGCAGCAGCAGCAACAGCAGCAGCAGCAGCAGGAAGAGGAGCAGCCGCUGUUCAGCGUGAGAGCGACAAAACGGUACAGCAAACCAGCAGCAGCAGCAGCAGCAGCAGCAGCAGCAGCGAGCAGCAGCAGCAGCAGCGGUGACGCAACUGGAGCAGCAGAAGGGCAGAUGCAGCGUCCGUUGCAGCAGCAACAGCAGCAGCAGCUGCAGCAGCAACUGCAGCAGCAGCAAGAAGAGGAAACGGCGCCUCUGCAGGCUUCGAAGCCGAUGCUGCAGCAGUGCUUCUCGCAGUUGCUGCAGGAGCACAAGCAGCAGCAGCAGCAGCAGCAGCAGCAGCAGGGAGGUGCAGCAGCAGCAGACUACACCCUGAGCUUCCAUGUGUCUCCUCAGGGCCAGCCUGAAUUGCGCAUCAUUUUUGCUGCUGCAGUAGACCCGGAGACGCUCGACGUCACAGCAGCACCAAGCAGCAGCAGCAGCAGCAGCAGCAGCAGCAGCAGCAGCAGCAGCAGCAGCGGCAGCAGCAUGUUAGCAGUAAAGGGCCGCUUUGCUGCUUCCAAGAAGACCUUUUCUAUCAGCCUUCCCUGCGCCUUCGACGCAGCAAAAGUAAGCAUUCCUCCUGCUGCAGCAGCAGCAGCUGCUGCUGCUGCUGCUGCUGCUGCAGCAGCAGCAGCAGCUGCUGCUGCUGCAGCAGCUAGCUGUGGCCUCCAUUGCUUCUGUUUAUCUCUUUGUCUCCUUUGA